Molecule: messenger RNA, 810 nt
Organism: Scatophagus argus
Lineage: Eukaryota; Metazoa; Chordata; Actinopteri; Scatophagidae
Product: vegetative cell wall protein gp1-like
Exons: 1
Source: RefSeq, a predicted model, not a curated record
UCUGCUGCCACGCCAAGCCCUGCUGCUCCACCUCCUUCUGCUUCCACCCCAGGCCCUGCUACUCCAUCUCCUUCUGCUGCCACGCCAAGCCCUGCUACUCCAUCUCCUUCUGCUACCACUCCAGACCCUGCUACUCCAUCUCCUUCUGCUGCCACCCCGGGCCCUGCUACUCCACCUCCUUCUGCUUCCACCCCAGACCCUGCUACUCCAUCUCCUUCUGCUACCACCCCGGGCCCUACUACUCCACCUCCUUCUGCUGCCACGCCAAGCCCUGCUACUCCAUCUCCUUCUGCUGACACGCCAAGCCCUGCUACUCCACCUCCUUCUGCUACCACUCCAGACCCUGCUACUCCAUCUCCUUCUGCUGCCACGCCAAGCCCUGCUACUCCAUCUCCUUCUGCUGCCACCCCGGGCCCUGCUACUCCACCUCCUUCUGCUUCCACCCCAGACCCUGCUACUCCAUCUCCUUCUGCUACCACCCCGGGCCCUACUACUCCACCUCCUUCUGCUGCCACGCCAAGCCCUGCUACUCCAUCUCCUUCUGCUGCCACGCCAAGCCCUGCUACUCCAUCUCCUUCUGCUGCCACUCCAGACCCUGCUACUCCAUCUCCUUCUGCUGCUACCCCGGGCCCUGCUACUCCAUCUCCUUCUGCUUCCACCCCAGACCCUGCUACUCCAUCUCCUUCUGCUACCACCCUGGGCCCCACUACUCCAUCUCCUUCUGCUACCACUCCAGACCCUGCUACUCCAUCUCCUUCUGCUACCACCCUGGGCCCCACUACUCGAUCUCCUUCUGCUACCACCCUGGGC